Molecule: messenger RNA, 2584 nt
Organism: Scomber scombrus (Atlantic mackerel)
Lineage: Eukaryota; Metazoa; Chordata; Actinopteri; Scombriformes; Scombridae
Gene: rpa1
Product: replication protein A1
Exons: 17
Coding region: 84-1886 (600 amino acids)
Biological process (GO): nucleotide-excision repair; double-strand break repair via homologous recombination; telomere maintenance via telomerase
Cellular component (GO): DNA replication factor A complex; nucleus
Molecular function (GO): single-stranded telomeric DNA binding; damaged DNA binding
Source: RefSeq, a predicted model, not a curated record
UGUCACUGUUAGACGCAAAUAUUUGACUGUGCUGCAGUACCAGUCAUUUUCUCUUUUUGUAGCUAAAUAACUUCUCAGCAAACAUGACGAAACUGUCAGAGGGUGCGAUAGAGGCUCUGUCAAAUGGAAACGGUGGCAACGACGCAGUGCUUCAGUUGGUGAACAUCCGCAAGAUUGAUGGGGGAAACGGUCCAGCUCGCUUUCGGGUGAUGAUGAGUGAUGGACAGCACAGUCUGUCGUCCUUCAUGCUGUCCACCCAGCUGAACUUCAUGGCAGAGGAGAACAAACUGGCCCCAAACUGCAUCUGUAUCCUCAAGAGGCAUGUGACCAAUAUACUGAAAGAUGGACGACGUGUGGUAAUCAUUUUGGAAAUUGAUAUCAUCAAGUCUGCUGAAGAUGUUGGUGGGAGAAUCGGAGACCCCACACCUUACUCUGAAGGUCAGAAUAAAGGCACAAAGCCGGCUCCAAACCCUGUAACCCGCCCUCCACUGCAGGCACAAAAUACAAAUGAAGGGAACAGAGGAUUCAAUAGAGAUUUUGGGAAGAAGGCCUCGUCAGCUAUGCCCAGUACUCCUGGGGGUAGCUCCAAAGUUGUGCCCAUUGCCAGCCUCAACCCCUACCAGUCCAAGUGGACAAUUCGUGCUCGUGUAACCAACAAGAGCAGUAUCCGUACAUGGAGCAACUCUCGUGGUGAUGGAAAACUUUUCUCAAUGGAGAUUGUGGAUGAGAGUGGAGAAAUAAGAGUGACUGGUUUCAACCAAGAGGUGGACAAGUUCUUCAGCCUUAUCGAGGUUGGCAAGGUCUACUAUAUCUCCAAGGGCUCCCUAAAGAUCGCCAACAAGCAGUACACAUCAGUGAAGAAUGACUAUGAGAUGACACUCAAUGGAGACUCCAGUGUCAUCCCCUGUGAAGACAGUUGUGAUGUUCCCAUGGUGCAGUGUGACUUUGUCUCCAUCAGUGACCUGGAGAACAGAGAAAAGGACGCCAUUGUUGAUGUGAUUGGAGUGUGCAAGACUGUGGAUGAGGUGACCCGUCUCACUACCAAGACAAACCGUGAGGUAUCCAAGAGGACACUCAAUCUGAUGGACAUGUCUGGGAAGGUGGUGUCUGUCACACUGUGGGGAGAGGAAGCAGAAAAGUUUGAUGGCUCUGGACAGCCAAUUCUAGCCAUUAAAGGGGCGAAGCUCUCAGACUUUGGAGGUCGGUCUCUCUCUGCAUCCUUCAGCAGCACCAUGAUGAUCAACCCAGACAUUCCUGAGGCAUAUAAGCUCAGAGGCUGGUAUGACAGUGAGGGUCAUGCCAUGGAUGGACAGUCUCUGACAGAGAUGAAAGGUGGCAGCGGGGGAGGAAACACCAACUGGAAGGCUUUAUCUGAUGUUAAGAAUGAGCACCUGGGACAUGGAGACAAGGCAGACUACUACUCCUGCCUAGCUACCAUAGUGUACCUGCGCAAGGAAAACUGCCUUUACCAGGCCUGCCCAAGCCAAGACUGCAACAAAAAAGUGGUAGACCAGCACAAUGGCAUGUUCCGCUGUGAAAAGUGUGACAAAGAGUUCCCUAACUUCAAGUACCGCCUCAUCCUUUCUGCCAACAUUGCAGAUUUUGGGGACAACCAGUGGGUGACUUGCUUCCAGGAGAGUGCAGAGGCCAUUCUUGGCCAGAAUGCAGCUUACCUGGGGCAGCUCAAGGAGUCGAAUGAAGCUGCUUUUGACGAAAUCUUCCAACAAGCCAACUUCAACACUUUUGUUUUCCGCACCAGAGUGAAGCUAGAAACAUAUAACGAUGAAUCCAGGAUCAAGGCUACAGUUAUGGAUGUGAAGCCCGUUGACCAUAAGGACUACUGCAAGAGGUUGAUCAUGAACAUCAGGAAAAUGGCUGCUCAAUAGGAAGCUGUGAUCGAAGCCAAGUGUUAAGUUUCUUUUGUUUCUGUACAGCCAACAAAUAGCUCUAAAUGUACGAUAUUUUGUCUUCAUAUCAAUUGUGUGUAGUUUCUUUGUUCUUUCUUUUUUACUACCCUUUGAAUGAGUAAUACUCAAAGUACUGAUGGAUUACUAGUGGAGGGACAGUUCACCUUUCCUUUGUGAAAUAAUGAUCAGUGGCCUGUUUGUGGAAACUGUUUUUUUGUUGGUGAACAUAACAGACAUGGGUUUUUUUCUUUUUUGAUAUUUGGGGAUAUGAACAGAGAGUGGGUCAGUAAGGCACAAAAUAAAUCAUCACUGUCUGUCUUAAGUCAGCCAGUUGUUACUGCAUGCACUGUGGUCAUGUGGGGGAUGGUAGUUGCUUUAAGCAGAAGACCAGCACAGUAGCGAGCACUCUUUUUACCCUCUGACGCGCACUCAAAAUGACUGGGCUGGACCUGCACACCCCUGAUAAGACCAUUUAUUCUUGACUAUUUUUUUGCGUGCUCUCUCAUAUACUUGCAAACAUAAGCACAUAUACACAUGCACAGUGCAGACCUGGUGGAAAAUGUACUGCCUUCUAUUUAAGUAGAUACAAGAUGUUCAUGUUUUCAAUGCCUGGAACUUCUGUAGUUCAGUCUCUUUUUUUUUUUAGUUAUAAUAAAUAUUGAAAAUAAAGAUGUUUG